This is a messenger RNA of Poecilia reticulata (guppy), 2120 nucleotides long. It is a transcript of the gene ccz1, whose product is annotated as CCZ1 vacuolar protein trafficking and biogenesis associated. Gene Ontology annotation, cellular component: intracellular membrane-bounded organelle; Mon1-Ccz1 complex. Lineage: Eukaryota; Metazoa; Chordata; Actinopteri; Cyprinodontiformes; Poeciliidae. The record is from RefSeq and is a predicted model, not a curated record. Gene Ontology annotation, biological process: vesicle-mediated transport.
UACCCGGACAACUAAACCUGUAACCCUUCACUUUCAAAAGCAGGAAGUGAACGAUGGAAACUGCUAUAAUGUGAGCGGCAUGUCGUUUCAUUGAGUUAUUUCCAUACUUUUCCCCUUUAUUUACACAAUAACUAGGUGCAGCUGGGCGUCUUGUUUGCAUGCUUCGCGAGGCACACGGCAUGAUAACAGGACUGUCACCUGAGGAAACUAAACCAUAACCCAAGUUUCACUAAUGCUGAUGAUUAGUCCUAAAAUGGCCUCAGGAGCACAAGACAAACAGUACACACCAUCCCUUCUCAGCUUUUUCAUUUAUAACCCUACGUUUGGACCCCGGGAAGGAGAGGAAGAGAAAAAGAUUUUGUUUUAUCACCCCAGUGAGAUUGAGAAGAAUGAGAAGAUCAGAAAUGUGGGCCUUUGUGAAGCCAUUGUUCAAUUCACCAGGACUUUCUGUCCAACAAAACCAGCAAAAUCCCUUCACACACAGAAAAAUCGUCAGUUUUUCUUUGAGCCAGAGGAAAAUUUCUGGAUCGUCAUGGUAGUUCGAAACCCAAUGAUUGAGAAACCAAACAAAGAUGGCAAACCUCCCACAAUAGAGUAUCAAGAAGAAGAACUACUUGAUACGGUUUACGGUGCGGUGGUCCGGCAGUGCUACAGUAUGUACAAGCUGUUUAACGGGACUUUCGGUCGGGUGAUGGAAUCCGGCGGAGUGGAGCUGCUCAUCCAGAAGCUUGAGAAGUUUUUCUACAGGUAUCUGCAGACACUCCACCUGCAGUCCUGUGACCUGCUGGACGUUUUUGGAGGCAUCAGCUUCUUCCCCCUGGACAAGAUGACCUACCUGAAGAUCCAGUCCUUUGUCAACAGAGUGGAGGAGAGCCUCAGCCUGAUCAAAUACACAGCUUUCCUCUACAACGACCAGCUUAUCUGGAGUGGUCUGGAGCAGGACGACAUGAGAAUCCUCUACAAGUAUCUGACCACGUCGCUGUUUCCCAGGCACUCAGAGCCCGAGUUGGCUGGCAGAGACUCUCCUCUGAGGCCUGAAGUCACAGGAAAUCUGUUGCAUUAUGGGAGGUUCUUGACAGGACCUGCUAACCUCAAAGAUCCAGAGGCCAAAUUCCGAUUCCCCAAAAUAUUUGUGAGUGCAGAAGACGGCUAUGAGGAGCUGCAUCUGAUCGUUUAUAAGGCGAUGAGCGCAGCUGCUUGUUUUAUGAUUAGUGCCAACGUGGAGCUGACCAGGGAGUUCUGUGAGCAGCUGGACAGCUUGGUGGGCCCCCAGCUGACUCUGCUGGCAUCAGAUAUAUGUGAACAGUUCACAAUAAACCGCAGGAUAUCUGGGCCAGAGAAGGAACCCCAGUUCAAGUUUAUCUACUUUAACCACAUGAACCUGGCAGAGAAGAGCACCAUUCACAUGAGGAAAACCGCCAGUGUGUGUCUGACCUCGGUCCACCCUGACCUCAUGAAGAUACUGGGAGACAUCAACUGUGACUUUGCGAGGGUUGACGAAGAUGAGGAAAUCAUAGUAAAAGCUAUGACGGACUACUGGGUCGUCGGCAAGAAGUCAGACCAGAGAGAGCUCUAUGUGAUCCUAAAUCAAAAGAACGCCAAUCUGAUUGAAGUAAACGAGGAAGUGAAGAGGCUUUGUGCGACGCAAUUCAACAACAUUUUCUUCUUGGACUGAGCAAACAAGAUGGCGACUGAUCACACUAAAAACUGUCAGGGUUUCAGCGGCAGCAUCAACGUAAUGCAAUAAUUGCAUUGUAAAAUAAAAAAUAUUGUUGAAAAGCUUUCUCACCAAGUUUUUUUAUUUAAUAGACUAAAAUUGUAAUUUUAUCUUGUAAUUACCUGUAAAAAAAAAAAAUACAGAUUUUACUUUACAUGUACUGCAUCUCAUUUUCUCUGUACAUAUUUGUAUGAUUUUAUCAUAAGUUCCCCCUUAUGUAUUUGGAUAUUUUUAUUGAGAUCAUGAUGAAAUUGUCUCAUUUUAAUUUAAAAACUGACAUGUACUGAUGUGCUCAUUCCAGUUUUAUUUGAUGAUCAGUUAUGGUUUUAAGAUUUCAUCAUGUCGAAACUAUUUGUAUACAACUGCACUAACUUGAAAUAAUAAAUGAAGUCAUUUUCCUAAA